UAUUCAACACGGGGUUUGCAGCUAAGGUUGUUUCGACCAGGCUCUGUGGUAGUCAGGACAGAGACAACGGCGAGUGGUGACAUAUGAACCAGGUAUCUGUUCAAACUCCGGGGCCAUGUCUGAAGCUAGGGGGGGGCGUACCACGUCGCACCGUCUGGCUUCGAGCCAAACAAACACUUAGAGUGCAGUUCUCAGCAUAUGAAUGCCCAAAAUACACGUCUUUUACGAUCAGAGAAAGGUAGAAAAGGAAAGUUGAAACAUGCCAACCAGUCUUUACAAUCUGACCAAAAGCCAGAGAGCUGUAAGAAGCGUCUCUGUAAUCGUCCUCAAAUCGAUAUACGGCGCAUUGUACAAAUCGGGCGCAAUAGAAACACCAUUUCUUUUAUUCAAAAGAAAGACUCCAAUGCUAGCCUUAGCAAUACAACUAUUGUACAACUCGGGGACAACAACAUUGUAUAUGUAUACUUAGGUGACAAACUCCCCAUGAACAUACUGCUAGGAGACACGGUCGUCGUGUACGUCCCCCCUGGGUGUGACGGCAGGCCCCGGGUGUUUGUCUGCGAACAGAGGGGACCUGACAACCAGAUUGUCACCCACUGUCGCCACAAGUCGCCACGGAUCUGUGAACGACAGACAUUUGACAACUUCCGGUCACGACACUGUCACGUGAUCAGAUCUGUCCUGCUGCCAGCUGCUUCCGGCUCCAGUAAGAAAGCUGCGGGCCGUCAUAAGCCUUUGACUCCCGGGGACUGCGAUGUCGUGACCAUCAAGCAUGGUGGCUCUCAUCGGACUCGCACAAGAAGAAGAGUGAAACCUGAUAGCAGGAAGUACCCGCUUCUUCAUCCCAUCGGGGUCAAGGGCACCAGAAAACUGUGAACCCUGUGUAAUGUGUGAACCCAGUGUCCAUUUAAAAUGGACGCAUAUUCCAGUUAGGGAUACCUUGUAAGCCAUAUUGGCUCAAGUCUAAGACAUUUGUACAUUCCCUAGCCAUAACUUGCAAUGUUAGUAUAAAUAUAUUGCACAUGUAUAUUAGCAUAUGUUAUGUACCCAUGUAAGCCAUAUUGGCUAUACCAAUAACAACUGUAAGUAUAUUAUACAUAACACCUUGCAAUGUUAGUAUAUUUUGUACUACCACCUUGUAUAACAUAUACACAUGUAUCUUUAUCAUAUACCAUGUGUUCCUGUAAGCCAUAUUGGCUAUAUCAAUAACAACUGUAAGUAUACUAUACAUAACUUGCAAUGUUAGUAUAUAUUGUCCUGCCUUAUAUAACGUAUACACAUGUAUAUUUAUCAUAUACACUGUGAUCCUGUAAACCAUAUUGGUUGUAUCAGUAACAUCUGUAAGUUUAUUAUACAUAACUUGCAAUGCUAGUAUGUGUAUUGUACGUCUAGAUGACAUACAUACAUAUCCUGUAUAUACUAUGUUCCCUUGUAAGCCAUAAUGGCUGCAAAUAGUAUUAUAUUCAAUCUUAUGAAAGACACACACAUUUCAAUGCUUAAUAUUACACCGUACCACUGUAGUGUGUUACAUCGGUAAGGCACUGAUCUGGAUGUUAACGUCCGCUGUAAUUUAGUCGUAUCGUGAGACAAAAACCUGUAAAAUCAUGAUGAUAUACAGUUUACCUCUGUCAGAUUGAAAGCCUCGUUGUACCACUGUCAGAUUGAAAGUCUCGUUGUACCACGGUCAGAUUGAAAGCCUCGUUGUACCGCUGUCAGAUUGACAGCCUCGUUGUACCACUGUCAGAUUGAAAGCCUCGUUGUAUCACUGUCAGAUUGAAAGUCUCGUUUUACCACGGUCAGAUUGAAAGCCUCAUUGUACCGCUGUCAGUUUGAAAGCCUCGUUGUACCACUUCAGUUGAAAUUUAAGUCACAUAGAGAACAUGUGUGUCACCAUUUGCACAUGUGGCACACAUUUAGACAUUGUGUACAUGAAUAAAAUGUCUAAUGAAUCUA
Molecule: messenger RNA, 1953 nt
Organism: Haliotis rubra (blacklip abalone)
Lineage: Eukaryota; Metazoa; Mollusca; Gastropoda; Lepetellida; Haliotidae
Exons: 3
Coding region: 199-876 (225 amino acids)
Source: RefSeq, a predicted model, not a curated record